AUGUAUUUUUACUGUCUUCAGUUGGCAGGAUGGAGGCAGAACGUAGAUUUACAGUGCCUUCACGGAGCUCUCAAUAAAAUUGGAGCCAAUGGAUGCACCUCACUGUUUGAUGGACUUCAACGCACCUUCCGAAUGUUGAAUUUAAACCGAUUACAGCUAGGGCUGGAAAAUUACGGAAUGGGCAUGUUUCCUUCAUACAUCGAACCUGCUGUUAUACUGUGCAUCACCGACGGAUGUGGUGAUGCAAGGUUCCACGAGUCAGUCCCGAAGGAUGUCUCUUCAUCGUCUAUUGAGUCCUCCGUCUUUGGGCAGAUUUUAACUGACGCUCAUUUCCGGUGGGAUUAUAGAUUAUAUUCUAUCGUUCUGCAAUAUCCUGCAUUUUCGGAUAACAUCGGCUUUGGCCUCAGAUUUGUUCCUAAAGGCUCACCCUUGCUGGCUACCGCUGAACUCACUGGUGGCAGAGGUUAUAUCAUAUCGGAUAAUAGAGAGUUACAGCAAUGUUUGGAAUCACUCGUUCCAAAGUGUCAACCGGCAGUUGUAGUCGAUUUCAUCACCGACUACAGCAGUGCUGACCGGAAGACAGAAGAUCCUUCCAAUACUCACAAACAGCUUGUUUUCGUUAAACUGAUGGGGCGUGUUUGUUCUAGCUGGCCAAUACCUGAGUCCUUUUGGCCAGAUGACGAAAUGCUGUCCACGCACCUGCCCCCUAGACCGGCUCAUCCAAAAAUUUUUAUUUCGUCAACACAAACUGGGGCGCCAACUAUGCCAGAAUAUUUUCCCAUCGACCGUUACGAACUUGAGCCAUCAUCUCUAACAAAGCAACUGGGAUCUUGUGACCCUAGUAAAAUUUGGCCAUGUUUUGGUGCUGACUGCAGAAAUAUCCCGCCCGCUCCCUUUGGCUAUAUUAAAGUUUCACCCGACCUCCAGUCCACACAUUUACACGUACUGCCCUACAACUACCCAGUUUUUUGCCAGCUUCUAAAUGAACUUUAUGAGGUACACCAUAUGCGCAUGAGUGAGGCGUGGGGACACCGUUUUGUGAGCUAUUUAAGCAACAUCCCGAGAUACUACUUCAUGCCUCUCACUAAAGCAUUCGAACGCUUUGGGUUCCAAAGUGUAAUUAAACCAGAAGCCAUUGAUCGAGUACUGCCGUAUCAACUAAAACACUCCCUACAAAAAUUGAGACAUAUCGCCAAAAUUGAGUACGACAAUUUUGUACGGCUUACUCAAAGCGAAGAGUCUUCAUCACGCUCAGUGUUGUUGCCUGCGACUCUACUUCCGUUUCCAAUGUGGCCUUUACGUGAGAUCCGAUCAGGCACUGGAAGACAACUUUGCAGAUCAUCCACCCAACCCUACGUCCGAGCACAGGAAAUAAACAGACACAAGCUGCGAAGCGCUUUAAGGAAGAUGAAACUCACUCUAGAUGGUGUGCUGAGCGGAAGACAAAACGAAUGGCACCUUGGAUCAGUUCACCAGCAACCGGUCGCGCUUAUGGGUGAUUACAUGAACUAUAAGGCCUUGCGUCAAAUAGAGCAGCCUCUUCGCGAGCUCAACCCUGCUCCCGAACGCCUAGACACCUUCGGAAAUCCGUUCCGUAAAAAGUCAGCGGGCUUUGUCGUAGAUGAGCUGUUUGUGGAUGAAAUGGGGUCGUCCGCGGUGCCCGGAGGUGCCAAUGUUUCCAUUGUCUGCACCAGUCGGAAAAAGUAUAAUCCGGUUGACCCCAGCUCUCCGCACCGCAACAAAGGUCCGCUCCCACACUAUAUAAACCAUAUGAACUGGCGUCAGUUUUCACCGAAACACAGACAUAGUUCCCCGAAUCUACUGUGUGAUGGCUUAGACAAGAAUGGUGCACCGGACGACUUGCCCUCUGGCGAAAAAACUACUGUCGAUGGGAGCAAACAAACGUUGAACGAUGAACAAGCGUUCGCGAUGAACAGAGAGGUCGUGCGAAACUUAGUUGCGAUGAUCAAACAGUCGUGCGCCGAUGGGGGGAGCAUAUUCCACCUACUAAACGAUCUCACUGGGACCAUCGGGGAGCGUUACGCGGCUAUCUCGGUUGUAAUGUCAGAGGCUUUACGAUUUAAGCGCUCAACUCUUUACUUUUUGCUGAAGGAUUGGCGGACCUGCGUGUUACGCAAUGGCACCUCUAUUCCCCCGGUCGGGCCAGAGCAGUGCCGACAUUCACAUGUGGCGAAGCUCAUGGAGAUACGGGUUAACGGGUGGGGCUAACGACCCGUGGACCCACAUUCGUGAUAUUUUUGUAAAUAGGCCUUCCACCCGUUGGGCACUGGUAGUGUCGAUCGGGUGUACAGCUCCUAAACCACCAGGGCAGAGAAUCCGGCUAUUUUGGACAUACGACAGCUGUAGAUAGAUGGAUCCCUAUAAUAUCUGUACAAAGUGGUGCUGUAAAUAUCCCUAUUGGACAAAUAUAUCACUCGUCCAGUCUCUGA
This is a messenger RNA of Dicrocoelium dendriticum, 2450 nucleotides long. The record is from the annotation of a GenBank genome assembly. Lineage: Eukaryota; Metazoa; Platyhelminthes; Trematoda; Plagiorchiida; Dicrocoeliidae.